UUUAUAUGUAUGAAUAAAAAGAAGGAAAGGAAAUUGAAACUUUUGAAGCUUUAGAUUGGUUGGAUUCCAUGGCAUUUGCACUUGCUUGAAUGAACAAAUCGGCUCGUUACGUUGAGGUUCUGAUUAUGACAGGGCUGCGUUCCGAUUCCUUACCCAGGUGCACCCGCUAUAUUGGAGUGAGAAAGAUACAAGAAUGAGAUAAAAAGAGAGAGAGAGCACCCUGGCGUGGAAUCGGAACGCAGCCCAGUAUCUUGAAAUGUUGUGAGGCAAUUUGUGCGUUUCGGUCGUUUCGGUUAAGAAGAAUUAAAUGUAACACAUUCUUAGCAAAUAUUUAUUUAUUACUCUUUUUUGGAGAGCAUAUUCUUUUUAUAACAGUUGUAUGAAGAAUAUUUAUAAAUGGACGAAGAACAAGUGGAGAACGUAAUGCCUGUGGUGGAUAUUAAUAUACCUAUGGUCACGGAGAAUUUAGGGAUGCUCACCAUAGAUAAUAAUUGCUCCACAUCCACAGAAUCUAAGAGAAUACUAAGGAAAAGGAAACCUAAACUUACUACCACAGAAGUUUCUAACAGAAGAUGUACCAGGGGACCAAAAAAGAGAAAAUUCACAGAGAUGGACAAUAUGGACGAGGGAAUUAAGGAAUAUUAUUUGGACAAAAGCAUAAAGAAAAGAUCAAAUAACCUUGAAACGAUAUAUGAGGAGAGCAACAACAUGACUGAUGAUUCUACCAUACACAUGAGCGCAAAGAGGUUUAAACGAAUGUUAAUGUUCCCGGAGAAGCCUACAAACAGCAAGCUGAAAAAGAGACGUGCAAAAAUACGGAGAAUCUUCGGGUCUGUCAAGACCCCCAGAAGAUGUAUCUCAAUGCAGAUGCUUGCCGAUAAAUUAAAUGCCAUCAGAGAAAGCUCGGUGAAAAUUGAUAAUGAGCUUGAAUAAUGCUGAUUGAACUGGUUUGUAAUCUGUUUUGCUCGUUGAUCAUACAUGUAUUGGACAAAACUCAGCAAUAUUUUCUAAUUAAGCAUUUAAGGAAAGUCUCUGUACCAUAUACUGCAUUUGUAGAUUAUUUUAAACCAGUUUAACAUGUUUGUUAUUAAUUAAGAAUAAAGACAAGAAGUUUUUAUCGAACUUGUGUGAUAUUAAAAGAAUCUUUUAAGAUGCUGUUCGUAAUGGUAAAAUAGAAAGAAAAAGACUUAUAAUCGGAAUAUUUAAAGAUAAAUUUAGUUUGUUUUGGAAUAAAAUGUCAUUUCAUAAAUAAUGUUCAUGCAUGCUCUGCUAUGUACAGUUUGUACAAAUUGAUACAAAUAUUUAAGACAUUAGAAUUACCAAAAUGUAUAAAUUGUAUUUGCUUUAAGGUGUGCAUUUAAAUACAUGUUUUCGU
Ooceraea biroi (clonal raider ant) is the source of this 1375-nucleotide messenger RNA. RefSeq lists its product as uncharacterized. Lineage: Eukaryota; Metazoa; Arthropoda; Insecta; Hymenoptera; Formicidae. The record is from RefSeq and is a predicted model, not a curated record.